AUGUUUCAAUCUAACCGUCCCAAGUUCAGCUUGGACCUCACCAUAAAAGAGCUCUCCAAUAUUCCUCAAAUAAAAGGCUCUUGUUAUGUGGACAUUCAAAUCCGGGAGAGCCCGGGAAUGAAAUCGUUUCCUACGUUUAAACACAAGACUUUACACCAUUUCGACACAGGAUCCAAUGGCGAAUCCAAAUCUUCAUCGCAACCUGAAGAAUCGCAAACUUCAGUUUCGUCAAAUCUGAUUUCAGUUCAUACUGCGAACAAACAUAUCCAUAAUUUCAAAUGUGCAUUCAAUUAUAACCUCCGGUGUAACUUGCGAUUCCCGCUCAACAAAAAGGAGAAUUUGAUAGGAAACAAAUACCUCAUGAUGAAAGUAUACUAUGUUGAUGAUUCUCACGAUUCGUCGAGUAUUAGUCACCACGCUACCGAGUUGGGACGUUUGGAAUUGAACUUGUCGGAAUACUUGAACUUCGACGAACCGACAACCUCGAAAUACUUGCUACAGAAUUCAAAGGUGAACUCAAUCAUGACGUUGGUGGUGUACCUUGACGAACUUCCUGCCGACUACGACUUCCACACCCAGCUCCAGAUCACCGAUAAUGCAUCUUCUGCCAACUCUAGCAGAACCUCCACCCAGUUGAGCCGUGGUGCCACGAAGAAGAAGCUGUUUAAUGUGCCGCAAUUUGAGAAGAAUAAGGUGUUUAGCGGGUUUAAUGGAGUAUUGGGAGGUCAAACCAAUGGCAAAAAUUCCCCUAAAUCAAGUGCUCUGGAGACCUCGUCGGUUAACAGUGACGGUGAAGAACGACCAGAACGUAGCUCACGAAAAAAAUCUGGAAAUCGUAGUGGUGAGCUGCAUAGGGAAGUACGCUCAAAGAACGAGGAAGCCCAGGUAACUGAAAAGGGAGCGUUCAUGAUGGACCCAACUAUCAGUAAUCUUUACAAAAAGAUUUUGGAAUCUACUUGGGAUCCAGAGCUCCAUAAACUUCUACAAUUCGACCCAGAAAUGUGUAUCGAGGAUAUCUUUAAAAACGGCGGUGAUGGCUGGAACCAGUACUUGUCGCAGAACUUUGGUACAUGGGAAGGUGACGAGCAUGAGGGUGAUGAAGACUAUUAUACCGUGAACGGAUUGAUCGAUGAACCCAAGUACAGAGACGAUUUAAAGAGCUGGAAUGUCGAUGUGAACAAGGUGCUUUCAAAGUAG
Meyerozyma guilliermondii ATCC 6260 is the source of this 1197-nucleotide messenger RNA. RefSeq lists its product as uncharacterized. The coding region runs from base 1 to 1197 and encodes 398 amino acids. The transcript has a single exon. NCBI's taxonomy places the organism in Eukaryota, Fungi, Ascomycota, Pichiomycetes, Serinales, Debaryomycetaceae. The record is from RefSeq and is a predicted model, not a curated record.